CACCGAUCCGUUUCGAUUCGUGAGCGUAGCAGAAUGGGAGCUACGCUCUUCCACAUCACGCUCUUCUUUCUCCUAUUUUCCAUCGUCCAAUCACGGCUCUACACGUUGCCACAACCAAUCAUUCAACUCCCCCACCUCUUCUCUGUCGCCGACUACGGAGCCAUCGGCGAUGGCCUGCACUACGACACAGCCGCGAUCCAGGCGACAAUCGACGCCUGCCACUCCGCCGGAGGCGGCCAAAUCAGGUUCCCCCCGGGGACCUAUCUCACCGCCACGGUCUACCUCAAAUCCGGGGUGUACCUGGUGGUGGAAGAAGGCGCGAAGAUACUCGGCGGCACGAAGCUGGAGGACUAUCCGGAGGAGAGCAGGCGGUGGUACGUGGUGUUGGCGGAAAACGCGACGGAUGUGGGGAUAACGGGCGGAGGAGUGAUCGAUGGACAUGGAAUGAAGUUCGUGAAGAGGUUUGAGGAGGCGAAGAAUGUGAUGGUGAGUUGGAACGAGACUGGAGCUUGCUUGGGAGAUGAGUGUAGGCCGAGACUCGUGGGAUUCCUUGGUUGCAGGAAUGUUAGGGUUUGGAAUAUCCGCUUGAAUGAACCGGCCUACUGGUGCCUGCACUUGGUAGGGUGUGAUAACACAUCAAUUCAUGAUGUUUCCAUUUAUGGAGACUUCAAUACCCCAAACAAUGAUGGGAUAGAUAUAGAGGAUUCAAAUAACACAGUCAUCACUAGAUGCAGCAUUAGCACAGGAGAUGACUCUAUCUGUCCAAAGACAUCCAAUGGCCCACUCUAUAACUUAACGGUCACAAACUGUUGGCUUCAAAGUAGAUCCUCAGCAAUCAAACUUGGCAGUGGUAGUUUUUAUGAUUUCAAGGGUCUGGUGUUUGACAAUAUCACCAUUGAUGAUUCCCAUAGAGGACUCGGAAUGCAGAUACGUGAUGGAGGAGAUGUUAGUGAUGUUACCUUCUCCAACAUGAACAUCAAAACUAGAUACUACGAGCCAGCAUUAUGGUGGGGAAGAGCAGAGCCAAUCUACAUCACAACCUGCCCACGAGACUCCAACUCAAAAGAAGGUUCCAUCUCAAACAUACGCUUUAUCAACAUCUCUGCAACUUCUGAAAAUGGCGUCUUCUUGUCGGGUUCCAAAGCUGGACUCCUCAGCAACUUGAGAUUCCAGAAUGUGAAUUUUACUUACAGAAGAUGGACCAAUUUUCCAGAUGAUUUAGUAGACUACAGACCAGGAUGCCGGGGGCUUGUCAAACACAGCCCAGCCGGUAUGAUCAUGGAACACAUUGAUGGUUUGGAGCUGGAAAACGUUAAUAUGAGAUGGUCUGGUGUUAUCCAAAACAAGAGGUGGAACAACCCUCUAGACUUCCUGCCUUCAACUGUGAAUAACAUUUCUUUCCUUAAUUUCCAAUCUGGUUCCGAUUCAGUGAGGGAGAUCAGAGCCCCGAGGGAAGGAUCUAUAGUUUAAAGCUAUUCUCAGCUUCAAUUUUUUGUGAAGUAUAGUCAGUGGUGCUUUCAUUUCACUGUACAGGGCAGAUUCUGCUUGUGUACUGAUCCAAGUUGAAAACAUUUUGUGUUGUAUAAAUAAAUGAUUUUGUUUUUCAAAA
Messenger RNA from Vitis riparia (riverbank grape), 1609 nucleotides. Its product is annotated as exo-poly-alpha-D-galacturonosidase. The record is from RefSeq and is a predicted model, not a curated record. Gene Ontology annotation, molecular function: polygalacturonase activity. The transcript is spliced from 3 exons. The coding region runs from base 34 to 1470 and encodes 478 amino acids. Gene Ontology annotation, biological process: carbohydrate metabolic process. NCBI's taxonomy places the organism in Eukaryota, Viridiplantae, Streptophyta, Magnoliopsida, Vitales, Vitaceae.